AUGGUCUCUCUGCUUUCUGCAGCGCUGCUGCUGCUGGCUUCGGGCGCUCAGCUCGCCGUCUCUCAAUUCGUGACUGCGCCAAAGAACUUGACCAGCAAGGCCGGUUACGCAGGUGUGACGGUGCGCUACAAGUCUGUCCCGGCAGGCAUCUGCGAGCAAGACCCUGACGUGAAGAGCUAUUCUGGCUACGCCGACGUGUCCCCCGGCCAGCACAUCUUCUGGUGGUUCUUUGAGGCGCGCAACGUGGACCCCACGACAGCGCCCCUAACCAUCUGGAUCAACGGCGGACCGGGUUCGUCGUCCAUGAUCGGACUGUUUCAAGAGCUGGGACCCUGCCGGAUCAAUCUGGACGGCGACGCCGUCAACAACCCGUAUUCGUGGACCAAUGUCUCCAACGUCAUUUUCAUCGACCAGCCCACGCAGGUCGGGUUUUCCUACUCCUCGCCCGUUCCUGCGUACGAGGACCCCAACUCGGGAUAUUUGGUGGAGCUGCCCGACAACACCUGUCCCGAAUAUGCCAGUGAUUGGAGCUGCGGGACCUACUCAUACUGGAACGAGACCCUGACGGCCAACAACACGCCCACGACGGCGCCGAACAUGUGGAAAACGCUGCAGGGGUUCAUGGGCGCGUUCCCGCAGUAUGCGAGGCAGGAGAUUAACUUUGCGACGGAAUCGUAUGGCGGCCACUAUGCGCCCCUCAUGUCCGAAUACUUUGAGUCCCAGAACUCCAAGAACAUCACGGGCGCCCAUCCCAUUUCACUCCAACACGUCCUGAUCGGCAAUGGGUGGUACGACCCCCUGAUCCAAUACCAAGCGUACUACAACUUCACGGUCUUCCCGGGGAAUACGUACAACUACGACCCGUUCAACCAGUCCAUCAAAACCCAAAUGUACAACAACCUGUACGGACCGGGAAACUGCUACGACCAGACGGUGGACUGCAACACCCACGGGACCAACGAGAUAUGUACCGCGGCGGACAAUUUCUGCCUCCAGCAGGUCGAGAGCAUCUACGACAUCUAUUUGAACAGAGACGAAUAUGACGUGCGGUACAUCAUGCCCAACCCGUUCCCGCCCACGGAGUAUGUCGACUACCUCAACACGGAGAAAGUGCAGGCCGCGAUCGGUGCCUAUGUCAAUUACACCGAGAGCGACGCCGCCGUGGGCAACGCAUUUGGAUCCACGGGUGACGACGACCGCGAGAUCGGCACCGUCGAGGCCCUCCAGGGCUUGCUGAAACAAAACAUCUCGGUAACAAUGUACUUUGGCGACGCCGACUACAACUGCAACUGGCUGGGCGGGCAGGUCGUGGCCGAGCACGUCAACGCCACGGGUUACACGGCCGCUGGCUUCGUCAACAUCUCCACCCCCGACGGCGUGGUGCACGGCCAAGUCCGGCAAUCCGGCAAAUUCGCGUUUGUGAGGAUCUUCCAGUCCGGCCACGAGGUGCCCUUCUUCCAGCCCCUGGUGUCGCUGGAGAUGGUCGCCCGGACGAUUUCCUGCAAGGACAUCGCGACGGGGAAAACCACAAUCACGUCCGGGUAUAAGACCUCGGGCCCGGCCACGACGACCUACAGAGAGGGCAAUGCGACUAUUCAGUUCCAAGUCACUCCGCCGGACGCGAUUUAUAAUACGACCACCGCUAUGCCGCAGAAUUCGACCUCUAGCGGCGGUGGGAAACUUGCCAAACGUGCCACGUACAGCUUGAGGCGGGCCAAGAAGAUCAAGAGGGACGGGUUGGGCGGAUGGUCGAAGUGA
Molecule: messenger RNA, 1758 nt
Organism: Fonsecaea multimorphosa CBS 102226
Lineage: Eukaryota; Fungi; Ascomycota; Eurotiomycetes; Chaetothyriales; Herpotrichiellaceae
Exons: 2
Coding region: 1-1758 (585 amino acids)
Biological process (GO): proteolysis
Cellular component (GO): fungal-type vacuole
Molecular function (GO): serine-type carboxypeptidase activity
Source: RefSeq, a predicted model, not a curated record